Octopus bimaculoides (California two-spot octopus) is the source of this 1646-nucleotide messenger RNA. RefSeq names its product lysM and putative peptidoglycan-binding domain-containing protein 2. The record is from RefSeq and is a predicted model, not a curated record. NCBI's taxonomy places the organism in Eukaryota, Metazoa, Mollusca, Cephalopoda, Octopoda, Octopodidae.
CAUACGCACGCGCGUACACACUAGCGCACGAGCUCAUACAUACGCACACACACGCACACUCAUACAAACGUACACUAUCUCGUAAUCAAAAAUACACGAGUACAUACAUACGCAUACAUACACACACAUACACUCUCUUUCGCAUACAUACUCUCUCAGAUCGACACACAAACACACACAUAUAUACAUACACGCGCAUUGUCUUUCUCUGAAAUAUUAAUAUACAUACAUACGCAGUCAAAUUCUCACACACACACAUACAUACAUACAUACACACAGUCUCUUCCUCUCUUUCUAUUUCACAUAUGUAUUCACCAUCUCGUAAUUAAAAUACACAUACACACACUAUCUCUUUCACGUAUAUACACACACACAUUCUCUCUUUUGUACAUAUAUAUAUAUACACACAUGCUUUGUUUUUCUCUGGAAUAUUGAAACACACACACACACACAUUUCCACUACAGACAUGCGCGCACAUAGCGACUCGGUUUGUCCGUCCGACCAUGUGUUCAUUGUCAAUACAUUUAAAUAUAUUUAUAUACGUACACAUACAUAUAUGUCCGUGUACAUAUAAGCGCCAUAUGACUGUAUAAUGUCACACUGCUCGCCGGACUAUGGAAUUGAACCUGCGUAGAAAAUCUCACCCGAUGUCGGCGCUGGAGAGCACGCCUGGUUGUGCAGCAAGUUCCAAGCAGUACUUCAAGCACCGUGUGAGGCCCCAUGACAGUAUCAUAGCGAUAUCUCUCAAAUACGAUGUCUCAGUGGAACAGUUAAAACGAGAAAACAAAUUAUGGUCAAACGAUGCCUUAGUCCUCCGCGAAUUCCUACUGGUACCGGUGACCAAAGAGAACUCCAAAUGCGUGCCCGCUGGCUCCGAGAUUGUUCGAGCUGCCACCCUGAAGUCCGAUACAGACUCUGUCCGAACGGCUAGCAAUAGCAGCAGUAACGGUCCUUGUGAAGACUGCGACAGCGAAAGGGUGUCCAGUACGAGUGCGCCGGAUUUAUCGGCCAAAGACUUUCUAAACAAAUAUGAUUCCAGCAUUGCACAGCUCAAGUCAAAUGUGCAAAGAAUGGAAGAAAGUACUAGUUUACAGAAUGUCUGUUGGACAGCCAAGCAUUCCCCGUUGCAUGAGUGUCACAGCAGCGACGACAAUACUGCAAGCAACAACAACACAGCCCUUCCAUCGCAGUCACAAACGGGCUGCUCCCAGAACACAUCUGCAGGCAAGCUGCUCCCCAAAAGCAUCAGUUUUGACAACAACUCCUCUCCGGUCCUAGUGAUCCGCUCACGAACAAAACAAGUAAAAUCCAGCCUCCAGAAGUCCGAGCAAACAAACAACGAACUGUUCCAGCUUUGAUUCUUUUAGGAAUUCAUAAUUCUUUGAUUUAUUACACCCCCACCUUUUUUUUAAUUGUAUUUUAUUUAUUUAUUUUUUUUUUGGUCCCUGAAUUUUGGAUUUGAACUAACCAUCAACCAUGCCACUGUAUAACUGUAUAUCUGUCAUUGGCUAUGGUACAAUCCCCCCUUUUCCAUUGUGCAAAGUUGUUUUGAAUAAUAUUUAUUAUUUUUUAUUAUUGUUGUUAUUAAUAGAGGAGGAUUGGACAUAUUUGUUAGAAGAACAGUGAAUGAAAUGCUGCUACCUUU